AUGGAUGGUACUCCUCGAAAUCUAUCCAGUCUCGAGGCAAGGUCGCACGCAGUCCCCGCCUGGCUCAUGACGGCCGACUUGCCGUCAGGUGAAGGAUUGAACAAGCUCGUUGAAGUAUAUUUUGAGCGUAUCCACACUGUGCGAUGUCUAGGAUUCCUACACAUCCCAACGUUUAUGGAGAAGUUGAAGAGUUCUGACAAAACAUAUACCGAGGAAUCUGGGCUCCUUCAUGUCAUGUGCGCCUUGGCCGCUCCAUUUAUCUACGGCGAUAUCUGCAGUCACGGUGAUGAAGUUGAUCGCGAAUUGAGAUUUUACGAGGCAGGAAAAGGUUGGGCAGAUACUGCACUGCAGUAUUCAUUCCGAAACCUAGGAACCCACAAACUGGAAUGCUUGGCGACAGAGGUUCUGCUUCACGAAUACUAUUUACGUACUGGAGAAUAUGCGAAAGCAUUGGUGGUUUCCGGACAAAUUACCAGGCACUUGCAGCUCCUUCAGCUGAACGUGGAAUAUGACCCCGAAGCUCAUCGAAAAGCACGAUUGUCUACUCCCGUCAAAGAAAGCAGGAGGAGGCUUAUGUGGGCUUGCUAUCUGCUCGAUGCUUUCAUUGAGUGUGGCAUCGAUCAACUUCGCCUAAUCUCGGCGGAGGAUAUCCAUGUCCAGCUGCCAUGCCCUGAAGAUUUGUUUAUUAGAGGUUCGCCUUGCGUUACGGAAACGCUACACUCCCGCGAAGUACCUCCUGGCAUGCAUACGCAUUUCGAUGUUCCCGACUUGCGAGCAUUAUAUAUUCGUGCAAUAAGGCUUCGUGCAAAGAUCCUUAAGUACGUGAAAGAGUUAGAAGAUGAAGUCCCAUGGGAGUCCGAGUCGCAGUUCUCUCUUCUCAAUACGGAGCUUCAGAAUCUUGAAGCCUCCAUUCCAGAUGCAUUGAAAAUGACUACCGCAAACAAGUAUCUGUAUAAAGCAUCAGGGCGACUCAAUCUUUUUUUCGGCCUUCACAUUGUACUCUCUCAAACAUCCAAUGAUUUAUAUCGAAUCUGUGUCUCACAGCUGGUGUUCCCCGAUACCUCGACCAAGUGGAUUCGAGAGCAUGCACCAAAACCCUUUCUCGAGCGGUGUCACCGCACGUGCUUGGAGAAAGCAGUGUAUAUUUCGACCCUCUUGAAGGAUCUGUGGCUGUGUCACAAGCUCAGUCUCAUUGAUACAUUGUAUGCAAACCAUGUUCAAAUUUGCAGCAGUGUUUUAGUGACUACUCUUCUCUCAUGGGGUGACACCGCAACUUUGCUUCCCCAAUUUGGCUAUAAGAGUUAUCGCACAAUGCUGCAAGAUAAUCUCACAAUCCUGCAGUACCUGCAAAAGUACCUCAAUGUAGAUGCAUACUGUCAGUCUGCAAAAGAAGCCCUGAAACGGUUCAACCAGCUUUUCCCUGCAGAAGCUCCAUCACAGAUCCAUCGUCCAUUGAAGGAUGGCAUGAUCAAUGACCAAGUGGUGGCACACUCGCAGUCCUCCCUUGAGUACAUUCUGAACCCUUUGGGAACAUAUCCUUUAGCUCGGAAGCAGACACAAGAUCAGCCUACAUUCAAUAACACCGAGAAGGGAGAAGCCAUAGUGGGUGAAGCGCUCAAUAUGAUGACUGAACAACCGGUCACAAUUGGUGAUGACAAUGUUGAUAGUUUGGAUGAGUCGGUCUCUCCUAGUCCUUUUGAAUGGGGGUCGGAGACUCUGAUGUUUGAUUCCGCAGGAUAUCCCACUUUCUUAGACCAGCUUACGGGAUGGGGCUCUACGAACUUGGAAUGGAAUGAAUGGGGAAAUUAA
Penicillium psychrosexuale is the source of this 1809-nucleotide messenger RNA. Its product is annotated as fungal specific transcription factor domain-containing protein. Gene Ontology annotation, cellular component: nucleus. Lineage: Eukaryota; Fungi; Ascomycota; Eurotiomycetes; Eurotiales; Aspergillaceae. The transcript has a single exon. The coding region runs from base 1 to 1809 and encodes 602 amino acids. The record is from RefSeq and is a predicted model, not a curated record. Gene Ontology annotation, biological process: DNA-templated transcription. Gene Ontology annotation, molecular function: DNA binding; zinc ion binding.